This is a messenger RNA of Hypoxylon fragiforme, 2206 nucleotides long. RefSeq names its product chaperonin Cpn60/TCP-1 family. Gene Ontology annotation, molecular function: ATP-dependent protein folding chaperone; ATP binding; ATP hydrolysis activity. NCBI's taxonomy places the organism in Eukaryota, Fungi, Ascomycota, Sordariomycetes, Xylariales, Hypoxylaceae. The coding region runs from base 207 to 1862 and encodes 551 amino acids. Gene Ontology annotation, biological process: protein folding. Gene Ontology annotation, cellular component: chaperonin-containing T-complex. The record is from RefSeq and is a predicted model, not a curated record. The transcript is spliced from 5 exons.
GGGAACCACUAAAUUUGAAGACUUGUAGUGUUACUUCGUACUUGCUGCCAAUUCACUAAGGCAGAACUUCAACCAACUCAACAGCUUCAUAUACCCACCAUAUAUCUUUCCAGACUUUUGCAAUAUCCAGUCCAGUAACUUCGGUCCAAAGGGAAAUAAGCCUCUGAAGCAGAAAAAAGCUCUUCUGAGCUACAAAAUCAGGCAAUAUGGCUAUGAAUCUUGACCUUAGUAACGCUUCUGUUAUGAAAGAUGAGCAGGGGCGGCCAUUUAUCAUUGUAAGAGACCAAGGAAAGAAGAAGCGCCAAUAUGGAAACGAAGCCGUAAAAUCACAUAUCCUCGCCGCCCGAACCGUUGCAAACAUCGUCAAGACCUCUCUGGGUCCUCGUGGCCUCGACAAGAUUCUCAUUUCACCCGAUGGUGAUAUCACAGUUACCAACGAUGGAGCUACCAUUCUACAACAGAUGGAGAUCUCGAACCACGUAGCGAAGUUGUUGGUCGAGCUCUCCAAAUCCCAGGAUGACGAGAUUGGUGAUGGUACAACUGGUGUUGUUGUGUUGGCCGGUGCUCUCCUUGAGCAGGCUGCCGAAUUAAUAGAUAAGGGAAUCCAUCCUAUCAGAAUAGCCGAUGGCUACGACCAGGCCUGCGACAUUGCUGUGUCUGAGUUGGACCGCAUAUCAGAUACUAUCGAGUUCAGUCGCGAAGCGACAGAGAACCUUGUUAAGGUUGCGAGGACAAGUCUGGGAAGCAAAAUCGUAUCCAAGGCACACGACCAAUUCGCCAACAUCGCCGUUGAUGCAGUCUUAUCUGUUGCCGAUCUCGAGCGAAAAGAUGUCGAUUUCGAAUUAAUCAAGGUGGAUGGCAAGGUGGGUGGUUCAUUAGAAGACUCACUAUUGGUUAAGGGUGUCAUCGUUGACAAGGACUUUUCACACCCUCAAAUGCCAUCAGAAGUCAGAGAUGCCAAGAUUGCCAUCCUCACUUGCGCGUUUGAGCCGCCGAAGCCUAAGACCAAGCAUAAGCUCGAGAUCACUUCGGUCGAAGAGUUCAAGAAACUGCAGAAUUAUGAGCGUGAGAAGUUCAUUGAGAUGAUUCAGCAAAUCAAGGACACUGGUGCAAACCUGGCCAUCUGCCAGUGGGGUUUUGACGACGAGGCGAACCAUCUAUUGCUGCAAAACGAAUUACCGGCAGUAAGAUGGGUAGGUGGUCCAGAGAUUGAACUUAUUGCUAUUGCUACCAAUGGUAGAAUAGUACCUCGAUUUGAAGACUUGAAGCCCGAGAAGCUUGGCCGAGCGGGUAUCGUACGGGAGAUGUCUUUCGGUACUACUAGGGAGAAGAUGCUCGUCAUUGAAGAAUGUGCCAACACGAGAGCUGUCACAGUCUUUGUUCGAGGAAGCAACAAGAUGAUCAUCGAUGAAGCCCGAAGAUCACUCCACGAUGCCCUAUGCGUUGUACGGAAUCUGGUGCGUGACAACCGGGUGGUUUAUGGUGGCGGUGCGGCAGAAAUCGCUUGCUCCAUCGCGGUGGAGGAUGCGGCUGUCAAGACCCCUGGCCUGGAACAGUAUGCGAUGCGCGCGUUCGCCGAGGCGCUGGACGCAGUGCCCAUGGCACUAGCAGAAAACAGCGGUCUUAACCCCAUCGCGACGCUGGCUGAGGUCAAGUCGCAGCAGGUCAAGGCCGGCCCAGAAGGUCGUGGCAUCUUGGGUGUCGACUGCAUGAACGGCGGUAGCAACGACAUGAAGAAGGCUUUUGUUAUUGAUCCCCUUAUCGGAAAGCGCCAGCAACUUAUGCUGGCCACCCAACUGUGUCGCAUGGUGCUUAAGGUUAACAAUGUCAUCAUCAGCGGCUCCGGAGACCAGGACUAUUAGGUACUCUUCAUGCGAGAAUGCAUGAGUGCUCCGAAACAUGAGGCAUGAAUCACCUGCAUAGGUUCCUAGAAGCCGUACCCGCUCGUAGCGAUGUCUACGUCCUGCGGGAAGAGAGGAGACGGACAAAGGAACCAAGGGCGAGAACCUCAUCAUGUACGGAUGUAGAUAGAGAGACAGACAGACAGACAGACAGACAUAUGAGACUUGUAAAGGUCAAAUAGUCAAAAAACGUCUAGCUUAGAUAGGUUACCUACAUACAAGACUCACUUACCUACCUGCCCACCUAGGACUUACCCACCUAUUAGGCUACACAGGUUGGAAAUAUACUCGCUGUCUACGACGAA